ACCACCCAUUUUUACUUUCUCUACGUUACACGGACUCAGGGGGCGCUGUGCGCAGCUCCUUAUAUAUCGUCGGGGUGCUAGAUUUCAUGCGCAGCCACUGCAGCUUCACUCUGCUUUGGAGCCUUUCAUGAAGUUCGAUAGUGUGCCAUGGGCUGUGCCGCUUCGCUGCGCUUCGCCCCAUCGCGUCCGCGCUGCCGACGCUACUGCGUCAUGUGCAGGUACCUUCAAGAGUAAGCUUGUCCCAUAUAGAACUCUUGCCGAGGCUGGGCCUCUGCCGACGUUCGAAUAUGAAGCAUUACUUGUUGAGGCUGUUGAUGGGUUUAGAAACAAAGACGAGAUCUUACAUGUUGAUGGGGUAUCUUACUGCGUCGUCGGAACCCUCGUCUCAAGGGUUAAAAUUGCAAAACUCGGUCGUCCCGACUGCACAGGUCUGAGUGCUUUUAUAUGUCCAAGUUAAUUGGCACUGAGAGCAGAUCAGCGUCCACGAUAAAUGCGGCUAAUUCUCACUGGGGAUCA
This is a messenger RNA of Tilletiaria anomala UBC 951, 516 nucleotides long. RefSeq lists its product as uncharacterized. The record is from RefSeq and is a predicted model, not a curated record. Bases 128 to 457 code for a protein of 109 amino acids. NCBI's taxonomy places the organism in Eukaryota, Fungi, Basidiomycota, Exobasidiomycetes, Georgefischeriales, Tilletiariaceae. The transcript has a single exon.